Messenger RNA from Juglans microcarpa x Juglans regia, 1093 nucleotides. Its product is annotated as 40S ribosomal protein S3-2. The transcript is spliced from 6 exons. Gene Ontology annotation, molecular function: RNA binding; structural constituent of ribosome. Lineage: Eukaryota; Viridiplantae; Streptophyta; Magnoliopsida; Fagales; Juglandaceae. Gene Ontology annotation, biological process: translation. Gene Ontology annotation, cellular component: nucleus; cytosolic small ribosomal subunit. Bases 164 to 862 code for a protein of 232 amino acids. The record is from RefSeq and is a predicted model, not a curated record.
CCAGAACCUUGAUCGUCAGAUUACGCUUCCUCAUCAAUCCGAUAUAUUGUCAAUUUCAAACCCUAACGCGCUGCUCAGGAAGCUAGGGUUUUGCGGACUACUACCGACCGCUGAAAUUCAGACCCAGCGUUCGAUUCCUAAAUUAUUCGGCUCACCCCAAAACAUGGCUACCCAGAUUAGCAAGAAGCGGAAGUUCGUGGCCGACGGAGUCUUCUUCGCGGAGCUUAAUGAGGUGCUGACCAGAGAGCUCGCCGAAGACGGGUACUCGGGUGUCGAAGUUAGGGUCACGCCUAUGCGCACUGAGAUUAUCAUUAGGGCCACCCGUACACAGAAUGUCCUUGGUGAAAAGGGAAGAAGGAUUAGGGAGCUGACUUCUGUUGUUCAGAAACGGUUCAAGUUCCCAGAGAACAGUGUGGAGCUGUAUGCUGAGAAAGUUAACAACAGGGGACUCUGUGCCAUUGCUCAGGCUGAAUCUCUCCGCUACAAACUUCUUGGUGGCCUUGCUGUUCGGAGGGCUUGCUAUGGUGUUCUGAGAUUUGUCAUGGAGAAUGGGGCGAAGGGAUGUGAGGUAAUUGUGAGUGGAAAGCUCCGGGCUCAGCGUGCCAAGUCAAUGAAGUUUAAGGAUGGUUACAUGAUAUCCUCUGGUCAACCUGUCAAAGAAUACAUCGAUUCGGCUGUGAGACAUGUUCUUCUUAGACAGGGUGUACUCGGUAUCAAGGUGAAGAUCAUGCUUGACUGGGAUCCUAAGGGGAAGGUGGGGCCAACUACACCAUUGCCGGAUCUCGUCACCAUCCACACUCCCAAGGAAGAAGAGUACAACCCCAUUGUGGUGACAACGCCUGUGGAGAUUCCAGUUGCUUAAAACCAGAGUUGGGAUGUUUCCUCACACCUUUCUUGUAGAACCUAAUCUUUUUGUUCUUUUCUAUUUUCAGAGUACGAGGAUACUUGAUUCUUUGAAGAAGCUUCUUUCCAGGGUUUUCAUAUUUUAGAUUAUGUUAGACCUUAAUUUUGUGUUACUGGACGGGGAAUGAAUCUUGUUAAUUGAUUUUUCAUGCUGGUUAACGUUAUUAUUAUCAUUUGGGUUUUGCCAUGU